AACGAAAUGGGCGAUUCAGAUGACGAAUAUGACCGCAAACGCCGCGACAAGUUCCGCGGAGAGCGCAGCGCUGGUGGUGGUGGAGGAGAUAGCUAUGGCCGCGGAGCUGACCGACCAGAUCGUUCGCGAGGCAGAGAUGAUUGGCCCGAUCGAGUGCGACCACGGCAAGACUACCGAGACUACAGACCUCCACCUAGAGAUCGCGGCUAUUCUCCAGCCCGGGAAGGUCCCACGGUAAAACGUAUGCGUGGCGAUGCAUGGGGCGACGAAGGCCGACACAGAUUUGGAGGUCACGACAGCUACGGUAUGUAUGGGUAUGCACAUGAACAUUUCGGGAUGCAUCCGGCCGUCGGACCUUACGGCCAUCAACCAGCAUCCCAUCCGAGAGAACCAGCCGCAUCAGGAGAUAUGCAAACACAACCCUGCAUGAUGACGCUGAAACAGUUUCUUGCCACGCAGGACGAUUCGAUUUCCGAUUCGGACGCAAUUACUAAGUACAAUGAGUACAAACUGGAGUUCCGCCGUCAACAGAUGAACGAGUUCUUCGUGGCACACAAGGACGAAGAAUGGUUUAAGAUCAAGUACCAUCCGGAGGAAUCGCAAAAACGCAAGGAAGAACAAUUAUCUUUCCUAAAGCAUCGAUGUGAAGUAUUUUUAGAGCUGCUAAACUCUAAAGAUAUCGCGAAAGUGUCUGUCGAUGCUUCGAACAGUGAUGCAUUGCUUCGUUUGCUGGACACGGUAGUCAUCAAACUGGAGGGCGGAACAGAGGAAGACCUUAAGGUCCUUGAUGAAAAACCUCCGGCAGUUGAACCGACGGCAACCGUGAAGGCAGUGGUAGUAGGAUCACAAAAUGCGGACAAACUUAAAGCUGAAUCAAAAGCUGAUUUGCCGCCGAAAGAAGUGGUCGUAAAGAAGGAAGAUGAUGGUACAAAGCAAGAGAGUGCCACUGAAGAACGAUCUGGCAGUAGCCAACCGGACGAAGAAAUGCCAAGGAAUGGCAAAUCAGUCGAGAAUCAAAACGAUGAUGAUGAUGAAGAGAAUCGCGAAAAGGACUGUUCAGAUGAGCCGCGGAUAACCGAACGAGAUGGUGACGAUGGGGAAAAUGAGGAUCAGCAGCAGCAGAAAAAUGAAUCCGAAGAUGGUAGAAAGAAGCGCAGCCGUUCCGAUUCAGGCUCAAGUUCAUCGUCCUCGUCUUCCUCGUCAUCGAGCGACUCGGAAGAAGAAAAAGACGAUAGCAAGGAGGACAAAAAUGAGGAAGAAAAUGCUAAAAUGCAGGAUGAAGCGAAAAUGGAAACGGAUGCCGCAGACGAAGGCAAGGAAGAAAAGGCAGAAAAGCAUGAAGAUGAAAACAUGGCGGAGGAAGGCGAUAAUGAGGAUAGUUCAAGCAAAAGUAAAGACCGUUCCGAAUCGGAGGAAAAUGCAAAGGAAGUUUCCGAUGCUGCCGCCGAUGGCGAUAACGAUCAGAAGAAAGCGGAAGCUGGAAAGGUGCAAAAAGACAACGAGGUAGAUAAUCAGCAGAAAUCUGAAACCAUCGAUUUGGUUAAAGAUUCUGCCGACAAUGGGUCGCGUGCACUGCAUCGUACGAGCUCAAUCUUUCUGCGGAAUUUAGCUCCAUCCAUCACGAAGGCCGAGGUAGAAGCUAUGUGCCGUCGUUACAACGGAUUCCUUCGUGUAGCGAUUGCGGAUCCGUUGCUCGAAAGACGCUGGUUCCGGCGCGGUUGGGUUACUUUCAAGCGUGAAGUAAACAUCAAGGAGAUCUGCUGGAACCUGAACAACAUUCGUCUACGGGACUGCGAGCUGGGUGCGAUAGUGAACAAGGAUUUAAGCCGUCGGGUACGUCCGGUGAAUGGGAUCACCUGUCACAAAACGGUUGUACGUAGCGAUAUUAAACUUGGCGCUAAGAUAGCUCACAACCUGGACGACAAGUGGGGACUGUGGAAGGAAAGUCCAUCCACCACAGGAGACGCGGCCAACAAUGGAGGCAGUACCAUGCAGCAGGAAGAAUCGUUCGGUCUGCAAUCAAAAAAUCCAGUACUGCAAAACAUUACCGACUAUUUGAUUGAGGAGGCAUCGGCCGAAGAGGAGGAACUGCUAGGUUUAACCGAAGACAGCAAGAAAGUGACGGAGGGCGAAUUAAUCGAGCGUGAUCCUCAGCUGAUUGAGGUGCUCGAUCGGCUGAUCCUGUAUUUACGCAUUGUGCAUUCGGUGGAUUUCUACAAUCACUGCGAAUAUCCGUACGAGGACGAAAUGCCCAACCGGUGCGGAAUUAUUCACGCACGCGGUCCACCCUCCCAGAGCAAGGUGAUGGGCAAUGAAAUUCAGGAAUAUAUACGCACAUUCGAAGGUAAAAUGGCUUCCUUCCUUACGCGGAUGGUUGAUUUGGACGAGGCCGAGAUGAAAAAGCUCGGUGCAAAGGAUGCCGAGGCCGAGGUGGAAAAGUUCAUCACCGCCAACACUCAGGAGCUGGCGAAGGAUAAGUGGUUGUGUCCGCUGUCGGGGAAAAAGUUUAAGGGACCCGAUUUCGUUCGAAAACACAUAUUCAACAAGCAUGCUGAAAAGGUCGAAGAAGUGCGUAAGGAGGUGGAAUACUUUAACAACUAUCUGAAAGAUUCCAAACGACCGCAGUUGCCAGAACAUCCGGGCAACACGAAAAAGACAGGAUCGGAGAGCACAGCGUCUGUUCCGUCUGCUGCUGCAACCGGAUCGAGCUAUCGCAGUCAACCGUUCGGGAUGUCUCACAGCUAUGCACCGAUGUACGCUGCCUAUGCUGCAGCACCAAUGAUGGCUCCAAAUCCCCGGGGACGGGCAGGAUUUGGUCGAGGAGGAAGAGACACGGCGGUGGACCCUCGACGACCGAUCAUAGCGUAUAGUGACUUAGAUAUGCCGAAUUUCAAUGAUAGUUUCUUCUAA
This is a messenger RNA of Anopheles maculipalpis, 2910 nucleotides long. It is a transcript of the gene Ars2, whose product is annotated as serrate RNA effector molecule homolog. The record is from RefSeq and is a predicted model, not a curated record. The transcript is spliced from 8 exons. Gene Ontology annotation, cellular component: nuclear body. Gene Ontology annotation, molecular function: nucleic acid binding. Gene Ontology annotation, biological process: mRNA processing; primary miRNA processing. Bases 7 to 2910 code for a protein of 967 amino acids. NCBI's taxonomy places the organism in Eukaryota, Metazoa, Arthropoda, Insecta, Diptera, Culicidae.